Lichtheimia ornata is the source of this 3465-nucleotide messenger RNA. RefSeq lists its product as uncharacterized. Gene Ontology annotation, molecular function: TBP-class protein binding; RNA polymerase II general transcription initiation factor binding; RNA polymerase II general transcription initiation factor activity. The transcript is spliced from 13 exons. Gene Ontology annotation, cellular component: transcription factor TFIID complex. The record is from RefSeq and is a predicted model, not a curated record. Bases 1 to 3465 code for a protein of 1154 amino acids. NCBI's taxonomy places the organism in Eukaryota, Fungi, Mucoromycota, Mucoromycetes, Mucorales, Lichtheimiaceae. Gene Ontology annotation, biological process: RNA polymerase II preinitiation complex assembly; transcription by RNA polymerase II.
AUGUCUUUUGCUGGCUAUUUGUUUGGAAAUGUUGACGAACAAGGACGGCUAGAUAACGAUCUCGAUGAGGAGUUGCGAGAGUCACUGCAGCAUGUCGAUUCCAAGUUCAUGUCCAAAAUUUUCAACGCAGAGACGUUUGGCAUUGCAACAGUAAAAGGUGGUGACGAUGAUCAAUACGACGACGAAGCAGACGAAUCUUCAGCCAUCCAACAGCAACAACAGCAACCCACUCUGCAUGCAAGCGAUGCUGUCGACUAUUCAGACUUUAACGAAGCUGUACCUGACGAUCAGCUCUUUUCAGACAAAUAUUAUGAACGUGGUAUGAACAUUGUUUCCAAGUCAACGUCACGACUACGAGCUGUCAACGAUGACUAUGACGAAGAGGACGAAGACGAGUAUAAGCAACAACAGCAACAACAACCCUACGUGUCAGUCAAAUCAGAGGUCUUGGAUGAUCUCUUGCCAACAACAACACAAUUCUCGAUGAUGCUCCCACAAUCAUCAGCGACCGCUCCUGUAUCAGCAACGAAACAAGUGGAUAUCAAAGAAUUGUUCCCAGCAUUUGAAAAGGACAAAGUGCUAAAGUUCUCCGAAUUGUUCAUGACCAAGUUAAAGGCGACAUCUCGAUUGCAACAAAAUAAGCGAGUGAUAUUUGGUGACGGAUACGAAUACGAAGUAGAACGUGAUCAGCAAACGCUCUUUACUCGACCUAUCAAAGACCGACACAAAAAGAGAUCUUGGGAUCAGGGCAAAGCAGCUGCCAAACGAAGGAAAUUGGAGAUCAUGUCGCUCGAUGAUUCACAACCCCUUGGCGAAAGCGAUGUUGAAAGCUCGGAUGAAUCGGAUGAAGGAGAAGAGAUGUCGAUCACAGAAAGACCACCACAAGAUAUCGAGAACAAUAAAUUGUAUCAUUCAAUCAUGUUGGAAAGAUGGGAAGAUCAUAUCCAUUGGGGGGAUAGCGACGAGGAUGAUAUGAAUUGGGAAUCAGUGGAUGGACCUUCAACGUCGUCUGAGUCCGUUGUAUCCAAGCAUAUCAAUCAGCAGUUAUCGGAUGGUGAAUGGCUCGAUGCGAUUAUAUGGGACCGACCCAAGCCGAAUCCAGCAUACAUGAAGAUCAGCCUUGAUUUGAAUGACCCCAACAUGCUGUUUGACAUGGAGAAGAUAGAGACUGAAAAGGCACGUGUGGUCGAAGCCAAACAAGUCAAGAAGGGAAGGAAGCCAUUACCAAAGCCUUUGCCCAAGAUUCCUAUGAUUGUCAGCACCGAUGAACCUCAAAAUAAGCUACCCAUCAGCCGUUUCAACUUGUCCAAUGACAAAUUCUACGAAUCCCAUUAUACGGGUCGUCUUGUACGUGUACGACAAACACUUGGUGAACUCGUGGUGCAGCAUGCAUUGCCGGCUCUCAAAUUACAUCCUGUUCUGUAUAAGAUUCGACUUUCAAAACCAGAGCUUCGUUCCUUCCAUCGACCUUUAUUCCCAGUGCCUCUCAAUUCAGAUAUCACGUUCUCUCGCGUCAAAGUCUGCAAGAAGAAAAAGAAGGAUAAGAAAAGAGGAUAUGUGGAUGCCAUGCGAACCACCAAGGAUUUAUCUCUCAAGGACACUGCUCCAUUUGUGUUGCUUGAAUUCUCAGAACAACAUCCUCCCAUCAUAUCCAAUGCAGGCAUGGGCACGUUGAUCAUCAAUUAUUAUCGCAAAAACGAUCCAAAGGAUGACCAUGUUCCAACGUCUGAUAUUGGUGAACCUUUUGUGCUUGAUAUUGGUGAUACAUCUCCCUUUAUGAAUUUCGGCAAUGUGGAGCCUGGUCAAACGAUACCCGUGUUAUACAACAACUUGAUCCGUGCGCCACUUUUCCGCCACGAUGUUAAGCAUACCGAUUUCCUAUUUGUCCGCAGCACCUAUAAGGGCCACACUCGUUACUACAUCCGUGAGAUUCCAGCUGUAUUUCUCGUGGGCCAAACAUAUCCUGUACAAGAAGUGCCUGGACCUCAUUCACGUAAGGUGACCACCACGAUCAAGAACCGUUUGCAAGUGAUCGCCUAUCGCAUGAUCAAAAAGAACCCACUGCAGCGACUCAAAAUGAACAAGCUGGCAGCACGAUUCCCCGAGUACACAACUUUGCAAAUUCGCCAGCGACUCAAAGAGUUCCUUGAAUUACAUCGACGAAGCAAGGAUGGUGGUGGUGGCUAUUGGAAAGUGCGUGGUAAUGGUGAUCCACCCUCUGAAGAAGAUUUACGCAAAAUGGUGACCCCUGAAAUGGUGUGCUUGCACGAGAGCAUGCUCGUGGGUGAACGUCACUUGCAAGAUUUGGGUUAUGGCGACGUGGGUGAUGAUGAAGAAGUCGGCGAAGGUGAUUCAAAACUCGAGUUGGAGCAGCAACUCGCACCUUGGUUUGCCACACGCAACUUUAUCAAUGCCAGUCAGGGCAAAGCCAUGCUUAAGCUCUAUGGUGCUGGUGAUCCGACAGGUCGUGGUGAAGGUUUCAGCUUUAUUCGUGUUUCAAUGAAGGAUAUCUUUUUACGUGCUGGUGAAUCAGCUGAAGAGAAACUUGCUCAAAUUGAAGCUCGACCCAAGAGUGCUCACCGGUACAAUGUUGCUGAACAACAACAAAUUUACAGAGAAGAGAUUGCACGCAUUUGGAAAGCACAAUUUGAUGCGCUUACAUCCAAAGAGGAGCCUGAAUUAUCUGAUAAGGAAACUGACGAUGACAAUGAAGGUGAAUCAUUAUCUCAUGUUGGAAGCCCAAUGCCUGCAUCUCCUGCACCUUAUGGCCGACGUUUCGAGCGAGCACAAUCAGAAGCAGCAGAUGAUGAUGAUAUCUCGGUAACAGGCAGCGUUGGCUCACGAACAAGUUACCAUGUCAACAACAAUCCCAACAAGCACCUUGUGAUUCGCCGAUUGAUUCGACAGCCUAACGGAGAAAAAGCAUGGCAAGAGGAAGUGGUUCGAGAUCCUGUGGUGAUCAAAUCAUAUCUUCGCCAACGCCAGAUGAUUGAGGAGGAAGCAACAAGCGUGGAAGCUCUACGACCCACGGAUGAUGCUGAAAAGAACGAACGGAUGAAGAAACGUUUACAAGAACGCUUGGCUAAGCUCAAACGCAAUGCUGAACGACGACGACAACGACAAUUGGCUAAGCAAGCCGCAUUGGCUGAGAAUCCUGUGCUUGGUUUGAUUCGUGGCAAACGAGAAGGUGCUAUGCGACGUUGUGGCAAUUGUGGACAACUUGGCCAUAUGAAGACAAACAAAAACUGCCCCAUGUUCCAUAUCGUCAAUAACAAUGCUAGCCAUGCAACGGCUGCUGCUGCUGUAGCUGCUGCUGCUGCAGGUGGUAAUGGGCAACAACUACCUCCCUCCUCCUCUUCCGCAUCCACACCAGCAACCUCUCCAGCACCACCAUCAGCAUCAUCUCCUAUGCAAGGCCCCACCACGACGAACAACAACAACAACAACAAUCCUGCAUCCCAGUAA